UAUCUGUGCAGCGACACCAUUGCUUGAGCCCCCUCUAAGGAUAAAGUAACAAGUCUCAAGGUAUCGUUGGCACUGCAUCUCGCUGCGGAGGCUUUAAAGCCCACCUGCAAACCCGUUGAGGGCGGCAUUUUGGCGCUUUUAGUGUCCGCGAUUAGCGUAACGACUAUCACGAUCACGGGAGCCUCGGGGAUUCGAAUCCUUCAGCCACAAAACCUGGAUGUGUACAUGUCAGCAUUCAAAAGACUCAAUUUCGACAAAACGUCGACGUAUCGUGAUUCAGCCUGUCCGGCUCAUGUUUAGUUCAUAGGUAGCUGAUGGGUUGUAACCAAGUACGAUAUUUCAAGCCUUGAGGACAUGGCAAGUCAGGCUGCUGAAAGAUGUCGAACCUGUCAGAAGCGGAAGGUGAGGUGUGGGAGGGAGCAGCCCAUUUGCUUCAACUGCAAGAGAUUGGGCCUCACAUGCGAGAAGCCAUUGAAAUUUCGAUGGAGAGAUCAGACGAUGUCAACACGAAUAUCGAUGUCGGGAACAACGUCGGAGAAAAGCUCCGUCUGGGAUCCCGAAACAGAUGGUCGGUCUACUGGAGGUGACUUCCCGGAAGAUUUGUUAGAGAGUGUGGAAAGCCCACAGGAUACUGGAAAUCGCUUCGUGAAUACAACUCCGGAUAACUAUCUUGAAAUGUACCAGUCUAGCCACCAUCUCAGAGCAACAAGCAGCGUUGGAUCUGUGCAAACUAUUCCAGCAGGGAGUGUAAAGCUGGAAAGAUUCGAGGAUUACGCUGUGAGCCCGAGUUCUUCUCGGAGAACGUCCAUCAUGAAAAUCGAGCCUUCGGUUACGGCAAGGUCUGUUGCGAGUCAGAGCACAGGAAUGAGUUUGGCAAAACGAUUUAAACAAACUCUCGAUCCCACGUGGGGAAGCACCAAAGUGGCCCGGCCGUCUAUGUUUGAUCAAGCUUUUGUUCAUUCUCGAGAUUUACAGUAUUACAAUCACUACCGGGCAGUGUUCGUAUAUAGUAUUCAGGUCCACAGCAAAUUUCCAAGUGACAUACGGCCCUUUUGUCACGCGGAAGAUGAAACGGAAGACCCAUUUGAACGAGCGGCGGCCAGCUUCAAUCCUCUCUAUUACGCGAUUUUAGCCUUAUCUGCUUUGUCAAUGGCACAUCGAGAACGACUUGAUCGAGUUGAUUCGCUCCGAUACUAUCAACUUGCCAUUGAAGGAUUACAACAGCAGAGUACUCUUGAAUCCGUGAACAUGAUCUACACACAUUAUUUCCUCCUGCUAUACGAAGUUGCAGCCUGUGAACGGCGGACGAAUCUCGAGCUUGGACAUCUUGCUCAAUUAUCCCGGCUCAUGGCCUGGUACUUUACUACGCUUGCAACGAACCCCGAUUACGUAUUCCGAGAUCAAGCCUGUCGGCAGUGUACAGACAUCGCGAUGAUGUGUGUGCCGAUUGUCAGUUUGUACUGUGAUAUGCAUAGCUUGACGAUGCAGCGGCAGAAAUUCACUAUCAUCCCAGAUGUGAUGGUCACUGGGUUUCUGAAUGCCGUUGAUUCAGAAACCGGGAACCCACAGCUUGAGGCGAGAUUUACGGAUGCUGAUCUCACGCGCAAGAUUAUAGAACUCAAUGUAUUGGGAGGAUGGACACAUCGAGUCGUUCGGCAGACGAUCGAAAGCGUGAACAGUGGCGAAAUUACACAGUUAUCCGAACUGGAACCAAAAUUUAUAGAAUUGAAAGAGAAGGUAAAAGCACUGGAUGACUGGUGUUCUCGAUAUGCCCCGCAGGUACCAGUUGGCAUUUACGACGAAGUCUAUGCAAGCAUGCCAUUACAUUGCCAGACAACAUUUGAUUCUGCGCAAUACAUAGCUCGCGAGCUUCAGAUAUUCAUGCAUACCUCAAUUUUCCCCGGGCAGAGAAAGCAGCUCACAAAACCGCGAGAGGAAUACAUACAAUACCUCGCACGGGAGAUACUUUACUUGACUAGACCGAGGUGGGGCGAGACUCGACAGAUUGCUGCUAGUAACCUGGUGGCGAUUUUUAUUUGUGGGACUGUCGUUACGGCGAGUGGGGAGAAGGAGGAGGUGUUGAAAGUGCUGGAGACGAUGGGUGCGGAUGCCAGUGGAAGGAAUUUCGUAAGGGCGUCUGAUGCUCUGAAAGAGUUGUUUAGAGAGCAGGAGAGGGUGACAGGAAGAGGGGGAGAUGAGAGGGGGGUGGAUUGGUUUGUGUAUUUGAGAGAUAAAGGGUUGUUGGAUUUUUCGUUGUUUGGGAUUUAGCGAGUAUCUGAUGAAGCUUGUCUUAAAGUAAUAUUUAUUGCAUCUGGAUGUGCGAUUUGCAGCCAGUACUUAGAUCCUGCCACAGUACUGAAAUUCUUUUGAUCACCGAGCAGUGUCCGCAACUGUAACUUUCAGCAAUAAUAGCACUGAGCUUGUUAUCAGUCACGAGUGGUACGAGAAUUACUA
This is a messenger RNA of Cadophora gregata, 2454 nucleotides long. RefSeq lists its product as uncharacterized. The coding region runs from base 355 to 2268 and encodes 637 amino acids. The record is from RefSeq and is a predicted model, not a curated record. The transcript has 11 exons. Gene Ontology annotation, cellular component: nucleus. Gene Ontology annotation, biological process: positive regulation of transcription by RNA polymerase II. NCBI's taxonomy places the organism in Eukaryota, Fungi, Ascomycota, Leotiomycetes, Helotiales, Ploettnerulaceae. Gene Ontology annotation, molecular function: transcription cis-regulatory region binding; DNA-binding transcription factor activity, RNA polymerase II-specific; zinc ion binding.